UCGCCACACAAAUUUCCUUUUCUUCGCGCUGAAAAUUUCACUCUUAGUCAGUUUCGAAUUCCCAUUCCGAGCGAAGGACUCAUAAAUCCUUCCUUCUCAUGGAUUGCGCAAACUCCAAUGCCUCCCCUUCUGAUGCCUACUGGCUUCUGCUCACCUCCCUCUCUUUGAUCCCCUUCUGGCAUUACUUAAUUGCUGCCGCCAUUGCUUUUAUUGCAUUCGUUUACAAUUUCUUGGAGUUUCAUCUCCUCGAAGAUUUUUUCUCCGGUUUCAGAGGCUCUCCCGUGGGGUUAACGUACAACUCUUUCUCCGAAAUCUAUGAUGGGGUGGUUUCCAAGUGUUCGCUUCUCCAUGGGAGGUAUUUGCCGACGCUCUGGCUUUCAAGCCCUCAUUUGCAGACUUGUUUUUUGAAUUUUUUCGGAAGGCCCCCCGCUUUCAAGUACAAAAGACAAUUGUAUAAAACUUCUGAUGGUGGAACCAUUGCUUUGGACUGGUUGAGGAGCUCUGACGUGUCUCAUGGUGCUCCCCACGGGGAUGAUGCUGUUCCUAGAGAUGACCCCACUCCUCUUGUUGUUGUAAUUCCCGGCCUAACAAGUGACUCUUCAUCUGCUUAUCUCAAACAUCUUGCGUUCAGUACAGCAAAGCAAGGGUGGAAUGUAGUUAUCAGUAAUCACCGAGGUCUGGGAGGUGUUUCAAUUACGUCUGAUUGUUUCUACAAUGCUGGAUGGACUGAGGAUGCCCGUGCAGUGAUUAGGUACCUACAUGAAGAGUAUCCCCGGGCUCCCUUGUUUGUUGUUGGAACUAGUAUUGGUGCCAACGUUCUUGUAAAAUACCUUGGUGAGGAGGGUGAAAAUAUUCCCGUGGCUGGGGCUGUAGCUAUUUGCUCUCCUUGGGACCUUUUGAUAGGAGAUAGAUUUAUAAGCCGUAGGCUUGUCCAAAAGCUUUAUGAUAGAGCUCUUGCAAUUGGACUUCAAGGCUAUGCCAAAAUGCACCAGCCUCACUUCACUCGUCUAGCAAAUUGGGAAGGAAUUGAAAAAUCACUCUCUAUUCGGGAUUUUGAUGAUCAUGCAACUCGCAUUGUUGGGAAAUAUGAGACUGUUGAUACCUACUACAGGCGUUGUAGCAGCUCCCUUUAUAUACAAUCUGUGGCUGUUCCGCUUCUCUGUAUUAGUGCUUUGGAUGAUCCAGUCUGUACCAGGGAAGCCAUUCCCUGGGAUGAAUGCAGGGCGAAUAAAAAUAUUGUGCUGGCUACUCCGAAGCAUGGGGGACAUCUGGCGUUCUUUGAGGGAAUAACUGCAUCCAGCCUGUGGUGGGUAAGAGCUGCAAAUGAAUUUCUUGGUGUGCUACUCACUAGCAAAUAUAUGCAUGUACAGAAGGAGAUCUCUAAACCACACACACCAUGGGACACACCGAUUGAUCAGGGCCCUUACGUAAACUUUACCAAAAAUGGAAUGGUGGCAGCGUCCGAGCAAACAACACAGAACGAGGAAGAGUCACAAGCAAUACCAUCUGAUCAGCAUCAACCCAAUGAAAGGAUCCAAGAAGAACAAGUUGAAGUGCCCAGAGCUGAUGCAAACUGUGAUGAUGCCCCUGGCAUUGCAGAAACUCCAAGCAUGCAAGGCGAGGCCAUACCCCUUGAUGUAAUAGCACCUUUCAAGAGAUAUUUAGGUCAGUUAUCUCGGCAAAAUCGAUGGUCCAUCUGGUUGCUUCUUUAUAUUGCUGUUACUACAAGUUGGCCUCUGGUGGGUUCAGCACUCCGUGUUGUGUUUGGAAAAAGGUUAAAGGGUAUCUUACCAGCUGGAUUUCUCAGAAGAUAAUCUCAUAUAAUUUAACUUCACUUUUUUCUGUUUGAUAUGUGGGUAGAUAUAUGGUGUUAUAUACUGUUUAUCUGCCUUGAUUGUAGUCAACAUCUACCUUCCUAGACUUACGUAGGAUAAGGGAAAGAAAUAAUAUAGGGAGGACUACCCUUAAAGGCCAUAUUUAAGGAUGCUGAAGUACAUUCACCAUUGAGUUAUAUCCUGGGCAUCAGAUGACAUGCUGAAGAAUGUAUAUCAAUCUUCAAGCAAAUCCCAGUGAGUUCAAAUAAUGUUAUGUCUUGAAUUUCUUGCAAUAAGUGUUUGUAUAUAUUGAAAAAUAAUGAAAAACAUUGGAGAAUAGAUAUAAACAAGUAUCAUAUAUCAUAACAUUUUGCA
Neltuma alba is the source of this 2189-nucleotide messenger RNA. RefSeq names its product embryogenesis-associated protein EMB8. The record is from RefSeq and is a predicted model, not a curated record. Lineage: Eukaryota; Viridiplantae; Streptophyta; Magnoliopsida; Fabales; Fabaceae. The transcript has 14 exons. Gene Ontology annotation, molecular function: short-chain carboxylesterase activity; monoacylglycerol lipase activity. The coding region runs from base 99 to 1814 and encodes 571 amino acids. Gene Ontology annotation, biological process: lipid metabolic process.